AUGGUAGGCUUCGAAAUCGGCGACGUACCCUUCAACCCCGAUGGCUGGGGUCCAAUGGAAUCCACCGACUCCUCCGUCCCCAUCCUCCCCAACCACUCCGUCAACGUCCCCUUUGCCCCGUUUUCUCGCUCAGACAAACUCGGCCGUAUCGCCGACUGGACUCGAUCCAAUUACAACAACCCUAACAGACAGAACAAUCGCAACAAUAAUCCGGCCGACUCCGCCUUCGACUUCACUGCUGACGAUUCGUUCGGCGGUGGCCUCAACGCCGACGAAGACUCUACUUUCCGCCUCGUUGAUGGCAAACCCCCACCACGCCCGAAAUUUGGUCCAAAGUGGCGUUUCCAGAACAACCGUAACCAGCUCCCGCAGCGCCGUGACGAGGAGGUGGAAGCACGUAAACGUGAAGCAGAAAAACAACGUGCUCGCCGUGACCGUUUGUACCAUGCGAAUCGGUCUGGAGGUAAUAACCCUAGACGUGAGGCGGCGGUGUUCAAAUCAUCAGUUGACAUCCAACCGGAAUGGAACAUGCUCGAUCAGAUCCCUUUCUCGACGUUCACCAAACUAUCCUAUAACGUCCCUGAACCCGAAGAUCUACUUGUCUGCGGUUCAGUAGAGUCGUAUGACAAAACCUACGACAGAACAACACCGAAGAACGAGCGCCGAUUGGAGCGAUUCAAGAACAGAAACUUCUUCAAAGUCACAACCACUGAUGACCCCAUCAUUCGUAGACUUGCGAAUGAGGAUAAAGCAACGGUGUUUGCUACUGAUUCCAUUCUCUCGACGCUAAUGUGUGCACCUAGGUCAGUUUAUUCAUGGGAUAUAGUAGUUCAGCGUGUUGGCAACAAGUUAUUCUUCGAUAAACGAGAUGGGUCACAGCUAGAUUUGCUAUCAGUUAACGAAACUUCUCAGGAACCUCUACCCGAGGCUAAAGAUGACAUCAAUUCUGCUCAUUCUUUAUCUGUUGAAGCUGCCUACAUCAACCAGAACUUCUCACAGCAAGUUUUGGUGAGAGAUGGGAAUAAGUUAACAUUCGAGGAGCCAAACCCAUUUGCAAGUGAAGGAGAAGAAGUUGCAUCUGUUGGGUAUAGGUAUAGACGAUGGAAGCUUGAUAAUGACACCAAUUUGGUUGUUCGUUGUGAGGUUCAGAGCUAUAUCGAUGUCAAUAACCAGAAAUCUUUCUUGACAUUGAAUGCUUUGAAUGAAUUCGAUCCCAAAUAUUCUGGUGUUGACUGGAGGAGGAAGUUAGAUACUCAAAGGGGUGCAGUUUUAGCUACUGAAUUGAAGAAUAACGCUAAUAAGAUAGCGAAAUGGACUGCUCAAGCCAUUCUUGCUAGUGCUGACAUGAUGAAAUUGGGGUAUGUGACUAGGGUUCAUCCUCGUGAUCAUUUCAAUCAUGUCAUAUUAGCAGUUGUUGGGUAUAAACCGAAGGAGUUUGCUGGGCAGAUUAAUUUGAACACUUCAAACAUGUGGGGUAUUGUGAAGUCUAUUGUUGAUUUGUGUAUGAAGUUGGGUGAAGGAAAGUUCAGCCUCCUGUUGAAAAUGGUGAUUCUGUUGUUGAAAAUGGAGUUGGAGAUGAAGUGGAAAGCAAGGAGGUUAAAGCUGAAGCUUAGAAAGUUGAAGCCUGAAGGUAACCCACCAAACAUACAAGUCAUCAUCUUUGAGCUGGGAACUCCAUUUUUAGGAAAUCGUGUUGAUUGA
Lactuca virosa is the source of this 1701-nucleotide messenger RNA. Lineage: Eukaryota; Viridiplantae; Streptophyta; Magnoliopsida; Asterales; Asteraceae. The record is from the annotation of a GenBank genome assembly.